This is a messenger RNA of Hirsutella rhossiliensis, 1290 nucleotides long. RefSeq lists its product as uncharacterized. The transcript is spliced from 2 exons. NCBI's taxonomy places the organism in Eukaryota, Fungi, Ascomycota, Sordariomycetes, Hypocreales, Ophiocordycipitaceae. The record is from RefSeq and is a predicted model, not a curated record. The coding region runs from base 1 to 1290 and encodes 429 amino acids.
AUGCCGACCCACAAGCUUGGCUUGGCCGACAUGCCUCUCGACGUUAACCUCCAGAUCCUCGAGGAACUGCCCGAUGUCUCGUCGCUCAAAAACGCAGUCCUGGCCGUCGACUCUCUUCAUCGGGCCUUGACUGCCCGCCCCAAGUCCAUCUCAACCCAAGUUUUGAGGAACGAGCUGCCCGAAAACAUCUGGGAGCAUGCCAUUGUCAGCCAGAUGCUUUCCAACGGCAGGGUGGAGACCCCUGAUCUCGACGGCAUUGAAGUGGCCGACAUUGCUUCUUACGUCGACGCCGUGCGGGUGCUCCGCGACACCGCUCCGCAGACCAGGGUUUCUCCCCCAGAUGCCCUCGCCAUUUCCCGGUUUUACUGCAAAGUUUCGGAGCUCAGGGCCCUGUUCAUCGAAGACUGCGCCUACUCUCAGAAGCAGCAGUUUGAUCCCCUCUGGAAGUCGAUUCACCAUCGCCCCCCGAUGCUUUCGGAGCUCAACAGGAUCGAGCAAGCGCUCUAUCUCUUCCAGAUCCUGACUCGCCUGUGCAAGAAGAUGACCUUCAGCGAGACGGUCGAGAGUGGGUAUGCUGCAAGAUGCCGCGAAAAGGUGGCUGAGCUGCAGCGCUGCCUUGUGAUGCGCCUCAUGGCCCCCUGGGAACUCUACCAGGUGAUUGCCAUUGAGUGUUAUUUCUGGCGCGCUACCCAUGGGCUCGAAGGCCCGGCGGACAUUGCCGACCGCUUCAUGCCGGACAUCUUGGCCUCGGGCCUUGACCUCAUGCACGAAGCCCUCUGUCUUGUCGGCGGCCCCAAUGUGGCCGAGUUCAUCGCCCCCUUUGAGGAGCGGGCUCUCAGUCGGCCAUUUCACGCCUUCAGCGCCAUCGUUUCGCGAGGCUUCAGCAAAGCCUGGACCCGAAUGAAGCCGCGACGCUUUUCCACGUACACUUCUUUUGCAGCGGACAAGGACAAGCUCGGAUACCGCUCCUGGGUGAGGGUCGAGAAGGAGCAGCUCAAGCUCGUCGGAAACCACCAGAUCUGGACAGACCUCUUGUGGGAUCGCCUCGAGGCUCUAGAGGAGCGACUGGACCUCUGGGCUGCGGCGCUCUGGGACGCGUGUCGCUGGCCGGAGAUUCUCGUCACUGUGCAGCGGCCCGAGCCCCGGCUGUGGCAGGGAAUGAAGCAUCGGUGGAGCUCGAUCCGGAUGGUGUUUAUCUUCGUUGCCGAUCCUUGGACUAUCAAGGAAGCCUUUGAUGAUGCCGAAAAGGAGAAGCUGGAUGCCCAGCUUGGACGGAGCAGGCGGAUUUGA